Messenger RNA from Dermacentor andersoni, 714 nucleotides. Lineage: Eukaryota; Metazoa; Arthropoda; Arachnida; Ixodida; Ixodidae. The record is from RefSeq and is a predicted model, not a curated record.
AUGGAGAAGAGCGAACUUGCUCCUCAGUGGCGCAGAAGAGCGGAGAAGCUUAACUCAUCGGAUCCCGAAGUAGUUGCCUGGCAAUUAGGGGUUGAGCGUAGGAAGAACGAACAGAAGAAGGCUAAACGUGCUGCGGAGACACCGGAGCAAAGGGAGGAACGUCUAGCAAAGCGACGUCGCCAGGAGGCUGAGCGACGUGUCCAACCAUGUCAGCAGCAGCAGCAACAAGAUACCGUCGGUGACGUCAAGGCUCGCCGAGAGGAAAGCGCUGCUGACCGCGGUGCUGGCGACGCGGCAAGUGCUGAGUCCCAUGUAUCUGUCGGCACAGCGCCUGGGACAAGCGGCUUAAGAGAGCCACGGCAGGCAAUGAGGAGCAGAAGGUCAGAACAGAGAGCGGACGACCUGCUGUCCUCUUUCGCUGGCAACUAUGCUGAGUCUGUUGCACUCGCGCAACAGCCCAACAACAAAAUACAGGACCUCCUCCAGUCGGUUCAGCAGCUGAGAAUGGCAGUCGAAAAUCAAGGCGCGGCGACGUUGCGCCAAGCAGUAGCCACCGAGCGUCUCGCUUCUGCUGCUGAGCAACAAGUGCAGCAAAACACUCAGCUGCUGCAGGAGCUGCGGAGCCUCACACGGAUGGCGCCAGCACUGCUGCUUUGCAUUCAGCAGGCCAUGGGGAUGCCACCAGAAGCCCCAGCAGAUGGACCACCUUCUUAA